Messenger RNA from Nerophis lumbriciformis (worm pipefish), 789 nucleotides. The record is from RefSeq and is a predicted model, not a curated record. NCBI's taxonomy places the organism in Eukaryota, Metazoa, Chordata, Actinopteri, Syngnathiformes, Syngnathidae.
AGUACUAAGAGUUUAUAUGUGCUAGUGCUCCUUCCAGGUGAAUAGUUGUUGUUAGCGAGUAGACUUGAAGUAGAAGAAGGCUAAAGGUAAGAUUUAUGGUACAGUUGCUAAAGGUAAGAUUUAUGGUACAGUUUCUGACACGUUGGUCCCACCUGGACGAAGGGGCCCACUUCCUGCUGGGGGCGGGACAUGUUGGUGCUCGUCUCGGCUCUUUAAAUAGCAGCGCUAACUUCACUGGACAACAUCAUCAUGAACCUUCUCGGGAUGCUAACCUUCACAGGUGAAACACAAAGUAAGACAAGAAUAUAUCUGAAAGAUGUUCUUGUCAACUUCUGCCAUCUUUUUGUCUCUUUUAGUGGCGGCCACACUCUACCUGCUAUCUCACACCACUGAGGGUGUGGUCGUCUACGCCUGUCACAACGACACAGCAGUGAUGUCAUGUGAGGUGGGCAGCAAGAUGAAGUUGCAUCACGUCCUGUACAAAGUGGGCGUGGGCACGCGGUGUGGCGAGGGCAAGCGUCACCCUGACGACGGGCCUGACACCUUCUGCUCCUUCCCCUGGGCGGACAUGGUGGUGGAGGACCUGUGUGGCAACAGGCGCACGUGUGAGGUUCCUGUCACUGAGGUGGUGUUUGGAGAAUAUCCCUGCAAGGAGACCAGCCGCUACCUGGAGGUGUCUUACACCUGUGUCCUCCCCAGCAGCCCACCUGCCCCCGCCAAAGCUGACUGUGACAUCAAAGAGGAGACGUGUGUGUGAACUUCCUGUUGAUGAUAUAACAAUAAAAGUUC